AAGAUAUCGUUGAAACUUUCAUUCGUCUAAUUGAGGCUCAAAGCAGACGUCAAGACUGGUUAUAGUCUUCGAUACAUCUAUAUAGCAGGAAUGGCGAUAAUUUUGGUUCUACUUCAAAUAUCGUUGUGUAUUACACUGGCGAUGGCACAACAGCCUGCAUCCACUAAUACUAACGAAAUCUGGCUUUAUUUACCGACAUUGGAUGAUCUUAUAAUAUACGUUCCGGGAAUCGGUGCCUACAAACUUCACACGAGAGAGGUUCCAUGGAACAAGGCUCGAACUACUUGCGAGGAGGAGGGCGGUCACUUGGUCAUCCUCAACUCCGUUUCCGAGGCGAAGAAAGAUUCUGAACUUUACAACAAAGCGGGAAGAGUUACCGGGUCAGCUUAUUUAUUUUUGGUCAGUGUUGGAUUUCAUCAGUUUUACGAAGAGGGCCAAUUUGUAACCAUCCAUGGUCAGACGUUGGCGAAGGCUGGCUUUAGCGAAUGGUUGGACAGAGAGCCUGACAGCUCUGACGCUGGUCAACAAUGCGGAUCCUUGGAAAGAACAGGUCGAUUGUGCGACCAUGGUUGCAGUGCUCCAUUGGCAUUCAAAUUUACGUGCAUCGUCCACCAGACUUUAGUUUCUCAAACAGGCGUCCCGGACAUGCAGAAUGAAAUCAAUGCAGUUCGACCAAAUCGAAUCAUCGGAGCUCUUUAUGGUAGAAUCAGUAUAACGAAGAAAGUGAAACAAUUUAUUGAAUUUUAG
Diprion similis is the source of this 747-nucleotide messenger RNA. Its product is annotated as hemolymph lipopolysaccharide-binding protein-like. The record is from RefSeq and is a predicted model, not a curated record. Bases 91 to 747 code for a protein of 218 amino acids. Lineage: Eukaryota; Metazoa; Arthropoda; Insecta; Hymenoptera; Diprionidae. The transcript is spliced from 4 exons.